Messenger RNA from Micropterus dolomieu (smallmouth bass), 6195 nucleotides. It is a transcript of the gene rnf24, whose product is annotated as ring finger protein 24. Gene Ontology annotation, cellular component: endomembrane system. The transcript has 6 exons. The record is from RefSeq and is a predicted model, not a curated record. Bases 575 to 1024 code for a protein of 149 amino acids. Gene Ontology annotation, molecular function: zinc ion binding; ubiquitin protein ligase activity. NCBI's taxonomy places the organism in Eukaryota, Metazoa, Chordata, Actinopteri, Centrarchiformes, Centrarchidae.
CACUCCCCUCUCGUACACACUGUCCUCAAAACCUCCAGCGGCAUUACCCGCAUCGGUCCGUGUGUGCUGAGCCGACAAGGAGGAGGUGGGAUCUAGCUAACUUACUGGUGGUAGUGGUCUAGGAAACGUUUACGUGCGAAACGUGCAGAUUGCCAACCACGAAUCCUGUUGCCAACGACGUUUUUUGGGAGGGGGAAAUCACAACGCGAAAGCCCCUCGAGGCACCCCCUCCCUAUCCAAACCUUCAUCUACCACUGUAAGCUACCUUCUUUAUUUCUCGCCGUUUUUUGCCCUCUGUCCUCAACUCACACACCCAGCGAGGCUCCCGGUCAUCACAACCGUUAACAUCACAGUCGGGUGGAGGCUGUGUGAUGAGGUCGCCGUGCAGCUGCAGCAGAGUUUUGUUGGUGUUAAGAUAAGGUAUUGGGUUUCUUUUUGGUCGCCAGGACAGUCUUCGCUUUCAGUCUGCUCGCCUUUUCAAAAACCUGCAAGCACCCCGAGUGUGUGAAGAAAUAACAUAACUGAAGAACAAAGCUAGCGCUGCUCCUCGGGCUGAGGGAACUGCGGAAUAUCCAUGAGCUCCGAUUUCCCGCACUACAGUUUCAGGAUGCCAAAUAUAGGGUUCCAGAACCUUCCCCUCAAUAUCUACAUUGUGGUGUUUGGGACAGCCAUCUUUGUCUUCAUCCUCAGCCUACUCUUCUGUUGCUACUUAAUAAGGUUACGGCACCAGGCGCACAAAGAACUAUAUGCAUACAAACAAGUCAUUCAGAAGGAAAAAGUCAAAGAGCUAAAUUUGCAUGAGAUAUGUGCGGUGUGCUUGGAGGAGUUCAAACAGAAAGAUGAGCUGGGGAUUUGUCCGUGCAAACAUGCCUUUCAUAGAAAGUGCCUCAUCAAGUGGUUGGAGGUGAGGAAAGUGUGCCCGCUGUGCAACAUGCCCGUCCUGCAGCUCGCCCAGCAGGCUAGCAGCAUGGAUCCCCCUGUGCCAAUACAGCAGCCUCUGCCUGGGAUUGAGAACCUGGUGUAGCGGACUCAUAGCCUCGCUUACAGUACACUACAGAAACACACAGUCACACAUCCCAUCACUCAUACUCUCACCUGUACAGGUACACUUUGGUAUGAGUCUGUGGACAGACCGGAGAAACUGGAGUUACUGCGCAGAUACACACAAAAAAACUGUGAAUCUGCACGUCUCCUAUCCUUGCAUUAGUUCACAAAAGGAUUUCCUGAUAUCAGUUCUGACUGAUGAUCAACUGUUCUCAUGUUUUUCUUUUUGCGGACGAUGAAGAAGAGUUAAUGUAGAAGAAGUUUCCUUCUUGGCCAAGACAUGGUCGAUAACUUUUUCACAACCAAAGCACUUUUCUGGGUACACCAGCUAAAGACCAGGAGGAGAAAAAAACACAAAAGCCAAGAACUACAACACACUAAAAUAUAAUUUGUUUUUUUUUAACGAGCACUUUACAAGAAUUCAAACCUUAAUUGCUUGUGAUCGUAGUAGCAAGGUCAUGUUUUAUAUUUUAACAUUAACUAUUAUUUCUAUGUACAGUACCAGGCCACAUGUUUUUUUUUUUUUUUUAAUUAGUAAAUUUUGAUUUUUAGACAAAAGGAAAUAUCUCAAAGGGACAACAGCACCUAUGUUGGUAGAUGUCAGGAAACUUGGACAAUGCUUUGUGUUCUAAUUGCACACACACACACACACACACAUAAGAAAUUAAGCUCAAAGCAACCUCGAGACUCCAUGUCUAACUAAAUGUGAAAGGUUUGAAUGUGUUAAAACGCUGGAUUUUUCACACUAAGCCUAUAGAAUUUGUUCCCACAUCACCUGUUUGUCAUUCAUUACAAUAUGACUGUUGUUAUUAUCUUUUUUUAUAUACAAUUCAAUACAGGAAGCUGAUGAAGUGAACAAAUUAUAUAUUCAUUAAAGGAAUUUAUCGGGUAACAUCCUUUAUAUACACAAGUGCUGUUAGGCAUGCAUGGGUAUAUAUACUGUCACCCCCGGCAUUACUCGCGUUUUUUCCUUUAUCAGAAAAAAUUCAGGGCCUCUCCAACAGAAAAUUUUAGUGUCAAAGUAACUACUGUGACUAUCUAAACCAGUAUUAGUGUGUAUAACCUGGUGCUUUAUCUAUAGAGCAGUUUUUUCAGAACAAACACCAGUAAUGAGGCAAUAUUAUACAAAAAUCUAUAAAAUGUUCCAGUGUUACUUUGCUCUGCUGCUGCUGCUGCUGCUGCUGCAUCAUUUCAUUUUGUUGAAGCUGAGCUGUGUGAAUGUUCCAGUGGCUUGCUUCACAAAACAAAACAGCAAAUGUUGAAGAGCCAUGUUGAUAUAUCUUACUGGUAUCACAUAUCCUGCUAGAAAUGGUUGAUUAUUCAAUGUGGGAAGAGACCAGGAUGAAGCAGGCUUUUGCCUUCUGUCCUGUUCAGCUCCUACUUAAAAUGUGCUGCAAACGCAGUUGCAGUUAGUUUUGCUUCUACCCCGAUAGAUAAUCUGUAUUUAUUUUUUUAUAUUUAUUAUAAUUCCUUGGUACAGCUGCAUAGAGUGAAUGAGUUAGCGGAUUUGACACCUGCAUCAGAAUUACUGCCCUCAGCAUAUCAUCAGCAUAUCUUUUGGUCAAGAUACACACUGCUUUGUAAAACACACAUGCACACACAGGGAGGGGACUCGAACUGCCAGCGAGCCAGUUGUCAGCAGGUUGUAAUGAAGCAGCAUUUUCAUUCACACACACACACACACAUACAUAUACAGGGUAGUUGUGCUUUUUGGCUGCAGUAUUCUGGUGCUUUCGCCUCUCUCCCUCUUUCUGUACGGUACAGGGUGCUUUUUGUUUUGUGCCACACAUACAGUAACUCUGAGCCCUGCUGGCUUUUGUGGACAUUUUUUUUGUCCUCACCCCUCUUUUAGCUGCAUUUGGUGAAUGUGUUGUUGUGUAAAUGUGCUGAUCUAAAAUGGUGGCAAAAAAGUUGCGCUUCAGAGUAAUAACCUUAAGAAAAGUUGGAGAUUGCCUUUUACAUGUGAUAUGAAUUGUCAAAUGACAAUUCAUAUUCUUCAGAUAUCUAUUGUUAAAGGCACAAUCCAUGAUCCCAGUGUCAACAAAGGAGUUGUACCACUGUUAAAAAAAACAACUAUAAAAUGGAACCUGUCAGGACUGACACAAUUAAAUCCAACAUUAAAAUCAGAAAUGUGUUCUGCUGCUGUAAAAGACUUGUUUACAUGUUCUUUAAUGUUUACAAACAUUACUGAAGGAAAAAUAAACAACUCAACAGGCUUAUUUUGUGAAUUCCGAUUGGGUUAGAAACAUGUCAAAUGUAUAUUCACAAAUGUCUUUGUGAAUAUACUUAAAAAUAGCAAAACAGAGUGUUGAUUGUACCUUUAACAACACAUUAUUCCCAAUUAGACUGUAUUCUCUAACACCAAACACUGCACGGGGGUUGCACAGGUUCCCAACAUGUGGGUGGUUUUAUAAAACGACAAUGCUUUUCACCACCUAUGGCAUGAAAGCAUUGUUACUCCGACCUCUGUGGUUUGACUGUUUCAUCCCUGUGGAUUGUCUGCCCACACCCUGCAGUGAUGACCUUUUGUGGUUGGGUCAGAGAAAGCAGAAAGGUGAAAAUGUCAACUGUUAGAUGAGAAUAUAAGCAGGAUUUAUCUCUCCUAUGCGAAACACAUUAGUUGGUUGUUCCUUACCCUUAACAAGAUCCAGUCCUCUGGCAUCAAUGCACCACUAUGCCACCACCGAUGAGAAACUAUUAACAUGUUAAUGCAACUCAAACUCAAAAUCAACAUAUUGUCCACAUUAGCCUUAUUUGAACAAAAACUGCCACAAUUACACACAACAAAACAGGGCUGUGUCAAUUGCCAAUAUCACAAGGUCUUCAUUCUACAGUAUAUUCAUUUACAAACUAUUUUAAUUGCCUGGCCUGUUAGUGAAGAGCUUGUGGCUUUAUGUCAAAGAAAAUAAGCAACAUAAGGGCCUUCUUGAGUAUAUUGUGUGGUGUACAGUAUUUGUUACCUUUUUGCUUCUCAGUCUUUGUUUAGAGGACACUGUCCGUCACACCAUUAUCCCCAGAACUUUACUAUGUAAACUAUACAUUGGCGAGUAUUUCUCCUACAGUCCCUAAAAGACAACAGAUUUUGUAGUGCAACGCUAAUAACAAGUCUUAAAGCUUUGUUCCUGCUAAUGGCAUUUUCUUGGAAUGUCAGGUUCACGAGAGAUGGCAAAGAAUAUGAGGAGAUUUAAUAUGAAAGCAUGCUAUUUUGCAUGGUCAAGUUUCCACUGAUUUCACCAUUGUUAAAUGUAUGUAGACAGUAGUAUCAGUAGAGGUAUAUUUAUACAGAGGGUGCACCAAAAAUGCUCCUUCAUAGAAACACUUCCUGCCAUUUGGCUAUCUUAAGUGUUGUGUUUGAUUGUAAACACUUUUAGCCUUUCCACCUGAACUUCCCCAUUUCCUCCCUGUGUGCCGUCCUAAUCCCACUGAAGUGCCAACUGUUAUGAAUCCAGUCCCAACCAAAAAAAAAGAGAGACAGAGAGAUAUGUGAGAGUCUUUCUCAGAUUGUGGCCAAAAAAAGAAUGGAAACUGAACUCAUGAAUAUAGUAAUUAAUUGCUUGUCUGCACUGAAAUCACUAUUGACGUCAAUGCUGCUUGUGAGUUAUCUCCAUUAAUAGACAAGACACAAUCAGAUGAAAUACGACAGUCAGGAGCACCGCUUUGCAUCAAACAUAGUAGAAGUAGAAAGUGUCUGAAUUGGGGAUGCACCGAAAUUCUUGGCCUAAGCAGAAAAUAAUGAAAAUAAUUGCUGAAUACCAGAUACCGAACAAGUACAUUCACAAUGUUUCCAUUUAUUUUCCCUUAUUAUUAUUAUUAUUUUUUUUACCAUUGCAUAAAUUAAAUAGUCAAAAUGUGCUUUUUACUCAGUGUUUCCCACAGGAUUUGGAGAGACUAUGGCCCAAGAGGGUCUGGUAAAGUAAAUUACAUGUAUCCAUUUACGUUUAAUGUACACGUGCAAUAUGUUUUAUAUUUUCUGUGAAUAUUAUACAAAUAAUCUUAUUUCCAUACUGUAUAGACACCUUAUUUUUUAAAAACGGACGUUAUCACGUGUGUAUCCUCGUGCGAGUCCGAUCCAAUUUGAUAAAUAAUGUUGUAUGUGGUUCUCGUAUCGCGCAACAUUAAUACUUCAUAGCCUCUCUUCAGGUAGGACUCUCAUACUGCAACACUUGUCUUUGUAAAGAGAGAAACUGACAGGGCAAAGUCGCUAACCUGCCGGUCACCGCGCGCUGGCCGGUGUCAGUGGAUUUACCAUAAUGGCUGUAAUACGUGUGCACUCUAAAUGUAGGUGCGCCUAGCUUAAUCUCCUCAGAAACAAGUGACAGAAAACACUCAAAGCGGGUCAGACCUUUUGUGGCCUUUUCUAAGAAGUCAGCCACAGAUGAAGUGAUUGUGCUAGGAGACAAUUCAGCAGAACAGUGUCUGCAAAUGGCGAUUUUGGUGUCUUUCUCAGACACUUUAUUCGGGCUUUUGACGUUUUCGGCAAACACUGAAACUGAUUUUUUGUUUGCUAUUUUCAGCGGAUUAAUUUCAGUGACUGAACAUUCGGUGCAUCCCUAGUCUGAACGAUGGCAUCAGAAAGCCAUCAGAUUGUCCUUUCAGUUCAUGAUGUUUGAUGGCAGACAGUGUUCUGGCAGAAUGUCAAAACUAUAGUUUUAUUAAAAAACACAAAAAUAUAAUAUGUAGUAGGCCUACACACACGUUCUCUAUAGAUGGUGAUUUUAGGACGUUUAAUCUAUCACUGCCUCCCUGAAGUGAACUCUCUUGUUUGUAUUGUGUGUUAUUUAUUCUUCUGUAGCUCUCAUAGUGCCCUUUCAACUCACAAAAAACCCUCUUUGUCCAAACAAACCCUCCCAACUUUACCAGCAUACCAGAGCACCCCCCCCCACACACACACACCCUUUUGUUAACACUGAUUAUGUUUGUGGACUCUCACAGACAUUGUUUGUAAAACUAAGAAUUCUGCAGCAGAAUAUUUUUGGAGACAAUUGCUGUACAGUAUUUGUAAGCUCUAUUUUUGUAUAUUGCUCUUUGGGAGAAAAUAAUAUGCAUUUUUUUUCCUUUUCUUGUUUUUUGCUAAUUUCAUGUUUAUUCAUUUUAAGAAAAUGUUGCAUGUGACUGACUUGAACUGUAAAUAAAAUUUCCAAGUUUUGGAAA